AUGCACUUAAUUGUUCUUCACCAUGGCUUAUGGGGGAAACCGUCACAUCUUUCGUAUCUUGAGAACAGUUUGCGCGAGCGCUUUGGUGAUGAAGUGCAGGUUUUAAAUUUUGGUGGCAAUGCAGGAAAUCGCACUUACGACGGUAUCGAUAUAUGUGGAGAGCGUCUUGCACGUACGAUCCUUGAGUGCCUUUCCAAAAAAUCCUUCGACCGUAUAUCAUUUAUUGGCUAUUCGCUGGGAGGGCUUAUAAUCCGAUAUGCUGUCGGUAUCCUAGAAGCACGCCAUAUGUUGGCCAGCCCAACUGCCUCCAAUGCCAACGCCGAGGAGAAGCUAUGUGUCCGGCCUGUGAAUUUUAUCACUGUAGCAACCCCACACGCAGGUGCAUCCCUUCGCCCAGAUUCAACCUGGGCUCGUGUCUAUAAUAUGGCGUCCGCACUGUCCCUCUCAAAGUCUGGAAGCCAUAUGAUGUUGACGGAUCGUGAUGGCGUGUACCUCCCGACUACAGGCUGUGGCGAAAUACAAAGCAAACGGACCAGGCCGCUCCUGGAUGCAAUGGCGGACCCGGAUCUUCCCUUCUGGCAAGGAUUGCAGCGGUUCCAAGUACGGAAAGUUUUUGCCAACACGAUCAAUGAUCGAGUCGUAAACUUCACUUCAAGCUCGCUGGAGGAAACGAAUCAUUAUCGUCGAGGCGCGAAAUGGGUUGUCUGUGAUGCAAAGUAUCCAUCGAUUGUGAAGCUUGUAGGACUGACCUCGGCGGACGUAGACGUGAAUGAAGCACUGGUACAAGAAGGUGAAGCUGAAGAAGAGGCCACUGAAUCGAUAGCUACAGAGAGAGAGAUAGUAGAUACGGCUCUAGGAGCCACAACCGUAGCGGCUCUCGCAGCUACUGCCGCAACGGCUCCGGCUGCUAUAAGAAAGAUGCUGUUCUAUGUUUUGCUGCCAGUUUUAGUCCCAUUGGCGCUUAUGAUCCUACUGGCAUACUACGCCAUUGCACGCACUAGACAUAUCACACAAGGAACGUUUCGAGGACGUGCUGGGAACAGUGUGGAUUGGAUACUGCAAUAUCGACCACAAACUUCAAACGAACGGGAGGAAGACCAUCCUGGUGGAAAGCCUAAUACGCGGUCCUGA
This is a messenger RNA of Spizellomyces punctatus DAOM BR117, 1131 nucleotides long. RefSeq lists its product as uncharacterized. The transcript has a single exon. The coding region runs from base 1 to 1131 and encodes 376 amino acids. Lineage: Eukaryota; Fungi; Chytridiomycota; Chytridiomycetes; Spizellomycetales; Spizellomycetaceae. The record is from RefSeq and is a predicted model, not a curated record.